Molecule: messenger RNA, 1443 nt
Organism: Gryllus bimaculatus (two-spotted cricket)
Lineage: Eukaryota; Metazoa; Arthropoda; Insecta; Orthoptera; Gryllidae
Source: the annotation of a GenBank genome assembly
AUGGAAAAGAAUAAAACGAAAAUACAGGGAUUUGACAUGUCAAAUUAUAGAACAGGGCUGUCCAGCAUUAGAGCCGUGAGUGCGUUUUACAACUUAGAAGUCAGUAUUACGUCGGCCUGUAUAACCGACGUCGGCGAAGCUGGAGGACUGCGGCUGCCUCGGAUGAAGAGUCGCGAAUCUCCACCUGGUGAAUCCAAAGUACUGCGGGUGACGAACUGGACUACAUCCACACCUCGCAACAGCUCGCGCAUCGGCGCCAUGAUCGUGGUGUGUGGCCGUGGCGCUGAUCGUGUCGCUGCGCGCCGCAGUUCGGCUGGAAGCGACCGCGAAUACCCUGGACCGCAUCAACCUGCAGCAGCGCUGCCUGGUCGAGCCAGGACAUCGCGUACCAGGGUUCGCUCACCUGCUCUACUGCUUCUACGUGCGCUGCUCGUCAUCCUACGGCGCCGCCAAACGCAUUCACCGGCUCCGCCAGCACGGUCCCACCAGCUCACCGACCACGCCUUCCGCCGCCGCCCUCGGCAGCACCAACAACAACGCGCCUCGGCGCGCGCGGGCGACGCCCGGGCCGGCGGCGCGUCCGCCACCCGCCGCUUCCUCUCCAAACGCCGCUUCCACCGCAUCAAGUCUCCCAGCAAGAAGUCCUCCGCGGCGGAGGCGCUCGUCUCCUCGCUGGUGAUGGUCGAGGGCCAGUCCACGGCGUCCGUGGACGCCGUCGGGGACGACGAGGAGACCACCAAGGCGUCUUCGGACAACGGCGUGGGCGGCGACGCCAAGGACGAGCAGCACGCCGCCGCAGGAGUGGUCACGACGGCCUUCACCAUCUCCAAGAGCGUGGAGCAGACGGGCGCCGUCGGCGUCAGGCUGCUGGAGGGCGGGGACGGCGUGGCCGUGGCGGUGCUCGCCACCUCCAACAACGUGUCUCCGGAGAAGUCCUCCACCGCCACCACCACCAACAACGGAUCCGCCAGCCACCAGAGCCAUAUGAGCGACAUGAGCCGCGUCGAGAUCCUGCAGAAGGACGCCGUCAUCCAGAAGGACGGCAGCGCCGGCACCGCUCCCGAGAAAUCCGUCGCGACGAUCCACAGGAGGGAUAAGAAGGAGAGUCUAGAGGCCAAGCGCGAGCGAAAGGCUGCCAAGACGUUGGCCAUCAUCACUGGAGCCUUCGUUCUUUUGAGUACGUGGAGUUUUUGGGCAACUAAGCACCUGGAGAUUCUGGGAUUGCGAGAGGGCGCCUCGUACCUGGAAGUCCUUCCACGGCAACAGCUGCUGGACGUCCGCGCCCAGCGCGCGCAGCUGCUCGCCCAGCUGGUCGUGGUACUCGCGCAGCAGCGAGUGGGCGUGCUCCCGCCGGAAGGCGCGCGUGCCCACCACGUACAGGAACUGCCUGUUCAUUCAACGAAGCUACAGCAAGCGUCGCAUACGCACCAGAAGAAAUGUUGA